Lytechinus variegatus (green sea urchin) is the source of this 2951-nucleotide messenger RNA. Its product is annotated as fibroblast growth factor 18-like. The transcript is spliced from 5 exons. Gene Ontology annotation, molecular function: type 2 fibroblast growth factor receptor binding; type 1 fibroblast growth factor receptor binding; growth factor activity. NCBI's taxonomy places the organism in Eukaryota, Metazoa, Echinodermata, Echinoidea, Temnopleuroida, Toxopneustidae. Gene Ontology annotation, cellular component: cytoplasm. The coding region runs from base 1282 to 1962 and encodes 226 amino acids. The record is from RefSeq and is a predicted model, not a curated record. Gene Ontology annotation, biological process: animal organ morphogenesis; fibroblast growth factor receptor signaling pathway; regulation of cell migration.
UUGGGCACUAUGCCUCCUUCCUCAUUCGGGACUUUGGGAAUACUUUUUGUGAGUCCUGAUCAUUUGGCGAUCGGGGUAACACUUUGAGAGGGAUCUCAUUGCAACAAAAGUCACUUACGAGGAAGGACCUAAUAACGCCUUUAUCCGCUGUAUAACUAAAAUACUGAAUCCUCUGUCUCCUUGUACCUCAUUCACUUACUGAGAUUUUCACUGGGACAUAUCAACCGAGGACCCCGUCUUUUUAACCAAGGACCCUGUAUUUUUUCUUUUCUUUCUUCGGGAAAAGAGUGGUUUGCCCCCCUUCCUUCAGACAUAUGGUGUGGCAAAUCUCCAAUCUGGAUUUUUACAGCUUCCGUAGAGUUAAUGCUUCGCAUGCUUAAUAUUCACUUGGAACACUUCUACUUCACAGGUUUUGAACACGACCUGAUAUUCGUCAGAAGUAUUCGUUAACAAUACAUUUGGAAUAAACUUUCAUUUAGUAGAAUUGAUAUUAUUAAGUCAGAAUUGUCAUCUGAAUAUCUCUUCGAAACUAUCCAGUCUUCUUGAAAAUUCGCCGUUCUUUUUGGAAUAGUCACAGCUUAAACAUCUCAAAGACAAAUGUAAUUAGCUGAAUGUUGAUAUCGAGCAUCUGAUUUGUUUAACCUUUCUAAUUUUAUUUUAUCCUGGAGACCGCUUCGUACGAUUGAAAGCCAUCUUUUGGGGCUUCUGGUUUUUUUUUCAACCCUGAGCUCAUGUUGAAACUUUUGGUUAAAAGUUUGCAGCCAGAUCAUGUUCACGACGACGACAAGCUGAGGCAACUGCUUUAAAGUAUCACAAGUAAUUUCUGGUCACAUACACUGGAAUUGUGCAAGAGUUUGUGACUCACUUUUAUCAACGUGCCAGUCUUUUCUGUUUUCACUUCUUUUCUCUUUCCCUCUCCAGCGGCAUAUUACAUUCAGCACAGGUUCAAGACAAACUCUCGGAGAUCCUACAUAAGUUUAUCAACCAUCGUCGGACGAUCACCGAGUAGCACUGGAUUACCACAAAGUACACGUGCGAUCGCAAAGUUAGCCUCAGAAAUCUCCUCCCAAUUGCUCUUUCGCAUAUUGAUUCAUUUAGAGGAUCUGUUUUGUGAGGUCCUAGAUACUUGGAAAUUUGUCUCCGAGAAAAGGCCUUUGAAAUCUCUUUGAAGUUCCUGUAUUUGAAAGUUUGAAGCUGAUAUCUGUUAGUAGAUGGAAGGUUGUUAGACUGGCUACCUGUAACCCUGCGAUUCUGAUAGGGCUACAUGGAACAUGGCGCAGCAUGAGGAUGACUACUUUGUCCAUAUUGUUACAGUUCCUGCUCUGGUGUCUCAGUAUACACGUAACCAAAGCGAGGUCAGGAGUCAUGCCUUUAAACAACUUCGACCCCACCACGGACACCUCCAACUUCAAUUCUGGAAGCACAACACGACUUCAAACACUAUACAACAGAGCAAGCUCCCGUUAUGUGAGAGUACAAGGUCGAAGGGUAGAUGCCAAAGGUUCGCAAGACGACCCUCAUGCACAAUUAUUAAUAACAACGACAGACUUAAACAGCAGGGUAUUGAUACAAGGAAAUAAAUCAAAAAAUUAUUUAUGCGUAAACGGCAAGGGAGAAUUAAUAUCAAAGAAUUUACUUAGAAGACUAAAAGAUGGAGGGACAAGUUGUUUAUUCCAGCACUCGGUCUCGAUGUUUUCUAGAUACGAUGGAUUCGCAUCGGUUCAAAACCCCUCGUGGGUAUUAGCCUUCAAAGGCAACGGUGACUCGAAAAAGGCUUCCAAGGCCAGACUGGACACUAGGUCGUCACAAUUUUUGUUUAUGCCGGCCGACGAUGAUAUUAAUCGUAACGAGGAAGCCUUCAAGCUCUUACUCGACGACGUUUUAAACGAAAUACAGAAAGCAAUCCGAGAUAGUACGAACGAAGGAGGAAGGAGAAGAAGUUUAGAUCAGGGUCGUAGGUGAUGAUUGCUUCUAGAAAGACUUCAUGUGUUUAUGGAAACCAUUUGGAGAUCAGUGGACUCCGAGACAGAGCAGAGGAAUAUCAGCAGACUCUGUGUAGUCCCAUCUAUUGCUGACUAUUAACAGUAUUUUUAUAUGAAGAUUUGUAAUUUAUAUUAUUUCUUAUUUAAUAUUGUACCAAAACGACUUCAAAGAAGUGUUUUCUAUGAAUAUUUAUUUAUUAUGCUUGAGUUGCACCAAUGCCACGAUUCGCUACAACUGAUGGAACGUUUACUCUGAUUGAUGGAGCAACGUCGAUAUAUCAGACGUGUAUACAGGCGCUCAAAUUGACAUCGUCUGUCUUCUCGGAGGUCCCGUGUCAACUUGAACUUGCAAUGGGCGGUUUCGACGGCUGUACUUCGCGUCUAGGUCAGAGGGAGUCAAGCAUCUAGUGAAUUGCACAUUGUGUAGGUCACAUGUAUCGCUUCUGCAUUUAAUUGAGAUUCGAGUAUUUGUAUAUAUUGUUACAUGAAAUCUUCCGUGCAAAUUAAAUGACAUUAUUCCGCAGAAGCGAGCAAAUAGUGACUGACGGCAGCUGGUUUGAAAACAGUCAUGUGAUUGAGCACCCAUUUUCAUCAACCAAUGACAUAAAGUAUGGGCAAUCACGUGAUUACAUUCACUAAUCUCCUCAAUUAGCUGCUUUUCCUGCCACAUCAUUUAUAUUUUGUCAAGACAUUGUAUGUGUGUUUAUGGUAUAUCUAAAUGAAAGUAUCAGUAUAAAGAUUUAUUUGGUUUACGGUUUACCUCACCUUUGUUGAAAUAUGGGUACAACUUUUAUAACGUGUUUGUAUCCGGUGAAAUCGUGCGUACAUAAUUAUCCACUUCACAUAUCCAUGUAAUGGUGAUACUUCGGCUUAUCCCCAAGUGUUGCGUUGCCUUGCGACGCGGUGCGAUACGAUGCAUUGACGCAAACCUUCGAGUAAAGCCCCCACUUGUCUCGAAAAGUUGCGUUG